Messenger RNA from Vicugna pacos (alpaca), 1520 nucleotides. It is a transcript of the gene OR2AE1, whose product is annotated as olfactory receptor family 2 subfamily AE member 1. Gene Ontology annotation, biological process: G protein-coupled receptor signaling pathway. Gene Ontology annotation, molecular function: G protein-coupled receptor activity; olfactory receptor activity. The record is from RefSeq and is a predicted model, not a curated record. Lineage: Eukaryota; Metazoa; Chordata; Mammalia; Artiodactyla; Camelidae. Gene Ontology annotation, cellular component: membrane.
AUGUGGCAGAGGAAUCAGACCUCUCUGGCCAACUUCAUCCUCGAAGGGCUCUUUGAUGACUCCCUCACUCACCUUUCCCUUUUCUCCUUGACCUUGGUGGUCUUCCUCAUUGCGGUGGGCGGCAACGCCCUCACCAUCCUCCUCAUCUGUGCUGACCCCUGGCUUCAUACACCCAUGUACUUCCUCCUCAGCCAGCUCUCCCUCAUGGAUCUGAUGCACGUCUGCACAACCAUCCCCAAGAUGGCGACCAGCUACCUCUCUGGCGAGAAGUCCAUCUCCUUUGUGGGCUGUGCAACGCAGCACUUCCUCUAUUUGUCUCUGGGUGGCGCUGAGUGUCUUCUCCUAGCUUUCAUGUCCUAUGACCGCUAUGUUGCCAUCUGUCACCCACUGCGCUACACUGUUCUCAUGAACAGAAAGGUGAGACUGAUGAUGGUCGCCGUGUCUUGGUUGGGAGCAUCGAUAAACUCCCUAAUUCACACAGCGAUCUUAAUGCACUUCCCUUUCUGUGGGCUUCGAAAAAUCCACCACUUCUACUGUGAGUUUCCAGCUGUUGUGAAGUUAGUGUGUGGAGAUGUCACUGUGUAUGAGGCCACAGUGUACAUCAGCACCAUCUUAAUUCUCCUCCUCCCCAUAUCCCUGAUUUCUACCUCCUAUGCCUUCAUCCUCCACAGCGUCAUUCAGUUGCGUUCAGCUGGGAGUAAGAGAAAUGCCUUUGCCACUUGUAGCUCCCACCUCACUGUUGUUUUCCUCUGGUUUGGUGCCUGCAUCUUCUCGUACAUGAGGCCCAGGUCGCAGCGUACUCCGUUGCAAGACAAAGUUGGCUCUGUGUUCUACAGCAUCAUUACUCCCACGCUGAAUCCUUUGAUUUAUACUCUCCGGAACAAGGACGUAGCUCAGGCUCUGAGGAGAGUACUGGGGAGAGAUAUGACCACCAAAAGACUGUGAUUGUGGCUACCCUGAGUAUCAGACUGGAAUGCACUAGGUUCCCUAAAUUGGCUUGAGUGAACUUGGAAGAUUUUUCAAGGUGACUACUGAAAAAUCAAAGUAGUUAACACACAGCUCUAGUAAGUUUGGUCUCAGGCACCUAAGCACUGUAGUGUCCUAUCCUAGUCCUUUCAAGCUCCUGUAAUAAAAAUACCACAGACGGGGUGACUUCAGCUCCAAACAUUUAUUUCUCACAGUUCUGGAGGCUGAGUCCAAGAUCAAGAUUUGAAAGCACUAGACAUGUUCUCAUUUCCUUGUGAUCUCUUUGCAAAUGUACCCUUGCCCAAACAUACCUCUCUGACUCCCCUAUUUAAACAGCACUCUUUACUCUGUGUCCCCGAUUCUACCUUAUCAUCAUACUUCGCACAACGUUUCAUAAUAUGUUAUAUUCUACUUGCUUUCCACUUUAUUAGAGCGGUAGCUUCAAGAGGGCAAGGAAUGUACUUUGUUUACUGUUGUUUCACUAGAGCCAGGAAAGAGCCCGACAUGAAAUACUCAGUGGCUGUUCUGUUGCCUGGAUUAAUAAACGAAAGUGA